Messenger RNA from Scatophagus argus, 939 nucleotides. RefSeq names its product transmembrane protein 187 (gene tmem187). Bases 126 to 911 code for a protein of 261 amino acids. NCBI's taxonomy places the organism in Eukaryota, Metazoa, Chordata, Actinopteri, Scatophagidae. Gene Ontology annotation, cellular component: transport vesicle. The transcript has a single exon. The record is from RefSeq and is a predicted model, not a curated record.
UCUACCACGUGAUUUUGAAACCCGGAAUAACAACAGACUUCUGGUCCCAAUCUGUCAGAAAACGUACAGAAAACACACGUGUUUAGAGCUUUACUGCAGUUCGGCAUGUUCUCUACAGAGCUGUAAUGAAGUCCGCUCUGCUUCACUUAUCGGUCCCCUUUGUGCUCUGCGUCGCCUUGGCGAACACCAGCCUGUUCGACGAAGUUGCGGUGGACUUGUCCUAUGACCAUUAUGCAGAGCAAAGGGUUGACGACCUGCCUGGUUUCCUGGCGAUGCCAUGUAAUUGUCUAGUUAACCUGGCAUAUAUCUGCGUGGGUCUGUACUGGCUGUUGUGGCACAGAGACGCGACAGAAACGGAACGGAGUCGGUACAUGAGAGAAGUGUUCGCUCUCAUGGCUGUCUUCUAUGCUCCUGUGCAGUGGACGCGCUUGGCGGUUCUCCGGCGGCCUCCCGCCGUGCUCGACCAGUGGUUCACCUUGCCGAUCUUCGCGUGGGUUCCGGUGUGGAUUAGCUAUAUAGAACGCAGACCGGCAAACUGGCGCGCGUCGCACGCGGCGGCGCUCGAACUGGUUUCUAUCCUCAGCUACAGCUUGGCGCUGGCGCACGAACGGGGCUUCGAAGGUGCGCUGGGUUGUCACGUGGCUCUCGCGUUGUAUAAGGGAGUUCGCGUGCAGCGAGAGCACGGGGACGGGCGCACGCGAGGAUAUCUGUUGCUGGCCCUGCUGUCGUGUGCGGGCUUCGUGGUACUAAAGCUGCUGGAUCACUGGCUCGCUCGGUACCGGCUCUUCCAGCGGCUCACCGGACACUUCUGGUCCAAAGUGUGCGACGUGCUCCAGUUCCACUUCAGCUUCUGUUUCCUGACUGCUCUGACACAGAGAGCUGAGGCAAAGACAGCAGCACAGCAGGAGUGAGAAACUGUCAGGGAUGAACAUGUGCGAG